Molecule: messenger RNA, 2600 nt
Organism: Opisthocomus hoazin
Lineage: Eukaryota; Metazoa; Chordata; Aves; Opisthocomiformes; Opisthocomidae
Source: RefSeq, a predicted model, not a curated record
AAUCCACUUGCUGAGACUGGUCGAAGCAAACUGCAAAACCAAAGAGCUGUCUUAAACCAACAGAUCUUAAGAGCAGUAAGAAUGAGAGCUGGUGCUGAAAAUCUUUUAAGAGCAACCAACAACAACAAAGUACGAGAGCAGGUACUACUGGAAUUGAGUUUCGUAAACUCAGACCUGCAGAUCUUAAAGGAGGAACUGGAAGGACUUAAUAUCUCCGUAGAAGUUUAUCAAAAUACAGAAGAGACUUUCAGCAUUCCCUUGGUACCUCUUGGCCUGAAAGAAACCAAAGAAGUAGACUUUACACUCCCCCUCAAGGACUUUAUUCUGGAACAUUAUAGUGAAGACAGUUCUGAGUAUGAAGACGAAAUAGCAGAUCUCAUGGAUCUGAGACAAGCCUGCCGCACUCCCAGCCGAGAUGAAGCUGGCAUUGAGAUGUUGAUAAGCUAUUUCCUUCAACUUGGUUAUGUAGAAAACAGAUUUUUCCCACCCACCAGGCACAUGGGAGUUUUAUUUACAUGGUAUGAUUCCUUCACAGGUGUCCCAGUGUGUCAGCAAAAUAUGUUGCUUGAAAAAGCUAGUAUUUUAUUCAACAUUGGAGCCCUCUACACCCAGAUUGGAACAAGAUGCAAUCGUCAGACCCAGGCUGGACUUGAAAAUGCUGUUGAUGCUUUCCAGAGAGCUGCAGGAGUCCUAAGCUACUUAAAGGAGACCUUUACUCACACACCAAGUUAUGAUAUGAGCCCAGCUAUGCUGAACGUACUAGUGAAAAUGAUGCUUGCACAAGCUCAAGAGUGUGUUUUUGAGCAGAUUGGUCUUCCUGGAAUACGCAAUGAGUUUUUCACGCUAGUAAAAAUGACAGAGGAAGUUGCCAAGGUGGGAGAGGUUUACAUGCUGGUUAACACUGCGAUGAAUCAGGAACCAGUGAAGGAGAAUAUCCCCUAUUCCUGGUCUAAACUGGCACAAAUAAAGUCAGACCAUUACAAAGCUCUUGCGCAUUACUUCAUUGCCACCAUUCUGUGUGACCAUGAAUUGCAGUCUGGUGAUGAUGAAGAUCAGCAAGGGAAAGCCUUGUCCCAGUUGUACGACUACAUGCCUGAAGGACUGAUGGUUCUCACCGUUUUAAAGGACAAAGUUCAGAGAAAACAAUUAGGGAAAGCGCAUUUACGCAAAGCCAUUGUUUACCAUGAAGAAGCUCUAAGAGUUUGUGGUCUGUGCAAAAAGCUUCGAAACAUUGAUGUUCUUCAGGAGGUUCUGACAGCUGCACAUAAGCGCUCACUUCUUAAAUAUGCUCAGCAAGAGACAGAAGAUGACUUUCUCAGUCUAAUCCAGGCUCCGGACAUCGUUUCUAAAAUGGAGCAUAAAAUAGAAACAAUUGCCCCUCAGUUUUCCAAGGUGAAAGUUAAAGACUUGUUUCACAGGCUGGGCCCACUGACAGUCUUCUCAGCCAAGCAGAGAUGGACAGCUCCACGUACCAUUCGUAUCUACCAUAAAGCAGGAGAGCUAGGAUUCAGUCUUAAAGGAGGUUCGCCAGUACAGAUUUAUUGUCUCGAUCCAGUUUGUUCUGCAGCAUCGUUGGGCCUAAAAGAAGGUGACUACAUUGUUUCAGUUGGCGGUGCAGAUUGCAAGUGGCUUGGAGUGAAUGAGGUGCUGGAAAAAUUCAAAAGCAUGGGAGAGCAGCCCAUUGAGAUUGAGGUUAUCAGUUGCCAGGAUACAGCGACAUCUAUGCACAGUAAGAGUGCAACUUACUCUGUGGGAAUGCAGAAGACAUACUCCUUAAUCUGUUUGGCCAUGGAAGAGGGUAAGACUGAUCACACCAAGAAAGCCCCACUGAAACUGCCUUUUCUAAGUUGGGGAACUAAAAAUAGACAGAAAGCUGCAAGCACCCUCUGCCUUCCUGCAGCUGUGGCUGGAAGUUCUCAGAUUAAGAAGAAGCUUUCUCCCUUCACACUUCUGAGUACGGAAAGUUCAUUGUACUGAAUCUUUCAGAAGGAUCUGUUAACAUGACAUUUUUCUUUAAAAUGUGUAUAAAAAUAUUGAUCAAUUUUAUCUUUAUAUAUACAUGUGUAUAAAUUCAGACAAAUGCCCUUGUCUUCAUUUACUGUGUAGUGAACCACUAUGAAGGUCAGAGGCUGGCAAAAACUCUAAAACUUAAGUAUUUGAAGGUUAGAAUGAAGUAGUUUGGGAGGUAUGCAAUAGCAGGAUGUAGAUGAUAAAAUUGCUUACAUGAGGACAGGAGUCCUUUGGAAUUUCAAAAUACAGCAUCCUAAUUUUUUUUAUAGCUAUGAUAGAUGGGAGUUAUUUAUUACAAACUUGAUGCUGCAUGCAAAACAAUAGGGGUCACAUUAAAAGAUGAUUUUGCUGUAAAAGUUUAGAGUCAAUAAUAAAUCAUUUAACACUAUUUUAAAGAAUUAUCUUAAACCACAGGCAAGAGAAGAGUGUUAUUCAGAGAAACUAGCCUUGUGCCAAGGGGCAGUGUCACGUAGUUGUGUUUUUUAUACAUAGACAUUCUCUUUCUGAGAGUACUAGAUGUAUUCUACUGAACAGUUAAUUUAAUUCUGGAAGAGAAUUAAAAGGCUUAAAGUCAGAUCUUUUGAACUACA